Messenger RNA from Perca fluviatilis (European perch), 7745 nucleotides. RefSeq names its product arf-GAP with Rho-GAP domain, ANK repeat and PH domain-containing protein 1-like. Lineage: Eukaryota; Metazoa; Chordata; Actinopteri; Perciformes; Percidae. Gene Ontology annotation, biological process: signal transduction; positive regulation of GTPase activity. The record is from RefSeq and is a predicted model, not a curated record. The transcript has 34 exons. The coding region runs from base 228 to 5108 and encodes 1626 amino acids. Gene Ontology annotation, molecular function: protein binding; GTPase activator activity; phosphatidylinositol-3,4,5-trisphosphate binding.
AACACUGACUGUCGGUAAGUUGCAAGUUGUUGCUACAUGUUGUUUCACUCGUGUGAAAAAUGUUAUCGGCGAUUUGGCGUCGCAGUUGUGGCCGCUCAUUUCACCUCAAAAACAAAACGCCAGUAUAUUUCAGUGGAGUGGAAAACUUGCAAAGACUUGAAAAGGUUGUGUAAGCCAUGAUCUGAGGUGUCUGCAGUUUCUCUGUGGAAGUAGGCCUGCCUUCCCACAUGCUGCACUCGCACACAUCAAUCAUGUCUCAGACUGAUUCCUGUUUGACUGUGUGGGACUGGUUAUGUGUUCUUCGUCUGGAGCAGUAUUCCGAGGCAUUUCGGAGUGAAGGGCUGGCAACGUUACGACAAUGUCGCAACCUCACACCAGAUCAGCUGGAGCGGAUGGGUAUCACCUUGCCGGGUCACCAGAGACGCAUCCUGGCUAGCCUGAACAAAACACUUGGUAACAGUGACACACAAUCUGACACACACUCUCACCUUCUACAGUCUGAGAGAGAUCAGAGAUUGGAGGAAAUAGCACAUGCCAAGGUGUUGCAGAGAGAGAGACCUGUGCCUAUACCAGUGGAAGAAAAACCUGUCCCUAAGGAAAGGGAGAAAAGAGAUGGAGAGACAUUGAGACCUACACCCAGGGAAAGAGAGAAACCGGUCCCCAGGGAGAGACAUGUGGCCAUGAUGAAAGAGGAAGGUGGAGAAGGGGGAGAGAAGAAGCCAGUUCCUGGACAAAGAAAAACAGCAGACAGGGGAGGAGAAGAGGAAGAGAGGGAUAGAGGAAUAGAUGGAGAGAAGGAGAGGCCUGUGCCUAAAGAAAGAACUAGGUUUCGCUCUAGUGCACCAGCGGACUGUGACCUCAGCCCACUUGUCUCUCUAACUUCAGACACCUCUUUACCCCCUGUCCCUCCACGAAGCACCCCCAACUGCCCUCCACAGCGCUUCACAUCUCCCCUGAGCCCCUCACCUCCUGCUCGAACCCCUGCCUCCCCCAAACUGGACAGACAUGCGGUUAAAGCCCCAGCUGUACAUAGCAGAGCUAUAUCCCAGAGUUCCACCCAUAGCCCCACACAUGCACCUCUCCAUCCUCCCAACGUCCCCUCUGCCCGAGCUCGGCCUCAGACUUUAGCCAUUCAGCUCCCUGCCCAACGUUUGGGUAGUGAUGGAGGAAGAGAAAUCUCACCGGUUUCCCCCACUGCUUCCCACAGUGAUGACAUCAAUGCUCCACCUCUCCCUCCAAAAGCAGGGGCGGUACCUAAAGGGCCUCCACCAAUCCCACACCGGUUUCCUGCACAGUCUGCCAUAACAAACAGCCCCUCUCCCACCAAGACGGUCGCUGAUGAGAUGCAGAAAGACCAAACUCCACAGGUCCCACCUCGCAUCAGGACACCCCAAACUUUAGAAGACACACAUCAGUUAACUCAACCUGACGCUCAGCUGGCUCUGCCUGCAAGGAGAGUCACCCAACCUCCCUCCAGUAAGUCCAGGCUGGAUUCACUCGAUUAUAAUUCAGAUGACUACGAGGAUCCAGACUUGUUUUUCCCCAGUGUUCAUCAAAUGAACGCACCAGACAGGGAUAUGUCCCUGCAAGUGCCCGGCAAGGAAAAGGAACGGUCCACUUCUUUGUACAGCGAUGACGAGCAGUUGGAUGAGGAUGAUCCUAGCCCAUGGCAGGACGGGGGGAUCGACAAUCAGCAAGGAAGUUUCUACCUGCCAAACACUGGCAGACUGGCUCCAGCCCCUAAAGACGACAGCUCUCAGCUUGCCGCUGUCAUCAAGAUGGGCUGGUUGGACAAGAAUCCACCUCAGGGGGCCCUUUAUUAUCAGAGACGAUGGGUAAAGCUGGAUGUGGACUACCUGAGAUACUUUGACAAUGACAAGGAGGUGUAUUCUAAGGGGAUCAUCUCUACUGCCUUCAUCACUAAUGUGACCAGUGUGGGGGAGCUGAAGUUUGAGGUCGUCACAAACAACCGAACAUUUAUCUUCAGGGCUGAAAGUGAAGGCGAGAGAAACGACUGGGUAACUGUAUUGAAGGACUGCAGCAGGGGGCGCCAUUGGCGCAGCACCAUGAACCUCAGCUCACCGUUGACUCCGGAUUAUCAGGGCUAUCUGGAGCUCAGAGGCUUACGCUCCAAACUUUAUACUGUUGUCGUCACAGAUAAAGUCUUCCUCUACAAAACCAUGGAGGACUAUCGUAUAGGAGUGGGUAUCACAUCCAUCGAGAUGAAUGUAGGAAAUGUUAAAGACACAGAUCGCCGUGGCUUUGAUCUCACAACACCUUACCGAAUAUUCAGUUUUAUUGCAGAGUCAGAGCAACUGCGAGAACAGUGGGUGGACGCCAUGCGGGCUGCGAUAGAUGAGGCGCUGUCAAAUAGCGAGGUGGCAGAGCGGAUCUGGGCUGAGCCUAGCAACAGCCUAUGUGCUGACUGUGAGGCUCCCAAGCCGGAAUGGGCUGCCAUCAACUUGUGUGUGGUGGUCUGCAAACGAUGCGCAGGAGAGCACAGAGGACUGGGUCCAAGCAUCUCAAAGGUUCGCAGUCUGAAGAUGGACAAGAACAUCUGGACAGAGGAGCUCAUACAGGUGUUCCUGUUGCUGGGCAACGAGCGGGUAAACAGUUUUUGGGCAGCUAACGUCCCACCAAGUGAAGCUUUGACAUCCUCUAGCUGCAGCGAAGAGCGACGCCGCUUCAUCGCCAACAAAUACCGCCAGGGCAAAUACAGGAAGUACCACCCUCUGUACGGAAACCAAAGAGAGCUCAACAAUGCUCUUUGUAUAAAUGUGCAGUGCAGUGAUGUGCUGGAGACGUUAAGCCUGAUUUUCUGCGGUGCAGAUGUAAAUUGUCCAACUGGUAAUGCAAGUUGUCCCUCUGCUCUCUCACUGGCCAACGCACAUUCCCAACCUUUACAGGCUGAGUUAAUUCGCCACAAUCUCAACACAGAGCUACCACGAUCAGAGGUGGGUGGAGGCAUGGAGGCGGUACAUUACUCACCACCACCUUGUGUGUCUUACAAUGGCUUCCUGUUCAAGACUGCAUCCAUGGCUCGGGCCAUCACAGAGCGCAAGGCCAAAGAGGAGUUCAGUCGGCGCUGGUGCACGCUGAAUGAUGGAGCCUUCAGCUACUAUGAGAGUGACAAGAACUCGAACCCUAACGGAUCUCUGAAGGCUUCGGAGAUAGUCUGUUUGGCUGUCGACGCGCCUGAGAAACAUGGGUAUGACAGCACCUUUGAACUCUACUCAGAGUCUGAGCGUCUUUAUCUGUUUGGCACUGAUGACCCAGACAGCCACAAGGAAUGGGUCAAGUCUAUUGCCAAGAGCUUUAUCCCAGCCACUGCAGAGCCACUACUGAGGUUGGCUUUUGAGCGGAUUGGGCGGCUGAAAUGUAAAGACGGCUUGAACCUGCAAACAUCCAAGGUUGGUUGGUUUGCUCUGGUGGGCUCCACACUUCACGUCUACCUGGAGGACAGCCAGGGAGAGGAAAUCCACCUCCGCAAACUAAAUGAACUCUCGAUCCAACAAGACAAUGAGGUGCUGGUUCUGGUGGAGAGGGGCAGAACUCUGUACAUAGAAGGAGAGAGGAAGUUGGAUUUUGCCGGCUGGUGUGGGGCCAUCCAGGCGGCAGCAGGGAGUGGAGGCGACACACUGAGCCAGCAGCAGCUGACAGAGACAGACAUACCUGUCAUAGUACACAGCUGCAUUGGCUACAUCACACAGUGCGGCUUGACCUCUGAGGGGAUAUAUCGUAAGAGCGGUGUGAACUCCCGUGUGGCAGCGCUGUGUGAGAGAUUUCGCCGUGAUGCUCGCAGUCUUUGUCUGAGGGAAGGAGAGCACCAGGUGGACGACGUCUCCAACACACUCAAACGCUUCUUCAGGGAGUUAGAAAUGGGACUGUUCACGGCAGAAGAUGCCUGCACCUGGCUCAGUACUGCUGCCAUUCAGGAUGAAAGCAAGAAAAUCUCCCAGUACCAGCUGUUGUUCAACAGACUGCCUCGUGUGAACAAAGCUACACUACAAGCCCUAAUCAACCACCUCUAUUGCGUGCAGCGUUUUUCUGAGCUGAACCAGAUGAACCUCCAUAACCUGGCUAUAGUGUUCGGUCCCACACUGUUCCAGACCGACGGGAAGGACUUCUCUGCUGGCCGCGUGAUAGAGGACCUCAUACAGCACUACACACUCAUCUUUGAGGUGGAUGAGCAGCAGCUAAACAAGCAACUGGAAGAGAUCACUGUUAUCAUCAAAGUGCGAGAGACACUCAACACAAAGUUUCCUAGUACUGAACCUGGGGGGCACUUCAUCUGUACAGUGUACCUGGAGGAAAAGAAGGAAACGGCAGAGCAACAUGUCAAGAUCCCUGGUUCUAUGACAGCAGCAGAGCUGACCUGUGAGGUCCUGGACCGCCGUAACAUCCUGGCUAAAGACAAGGAGUACUGGAGCUGCUGGGAGGUCAGCGACAAGGAAGAAAUGGAGCGUCCACUGCACUAUCAGGAGCGAGUCUUACCCAUCCUUCACUCCUUUGGCACCGACUCCCAUCUGCUCAUCAAGAAACACCCUGCUAUGGAGAUGAUGACGGUCUACCUGGCCAGUAAAGUGGAUGCAUCCAAACACGGAAUAAUGAAAUUCAGAGAAGAGCGAAGCAUCUUGGGAUUGGGACGGUCUUCUGGAAGUUUCCACGACCGAUAUUUCAUCCUCAAUUCCAGCUCUCUCAGAAUGUACAAGGAAGUCAGAAGUAACCGUCCAGAACGUGAUUGGCCAGUGAAAAACCUAAAGGUCUACCUGGGUAUUAAGAAGAAAUUCCGUCCUCCUACAUGUUGGGGACUGACAGUUGUGCAUGAGAGUAAGAAACCAGAGAAGCCAGAGAGACAGCAGUGGUAUCUCUGCUGUGACAUCCAGUCAGAAAUGAGGGAGUGGUAUGCUACUUUUCUCAGUAUCCAGUAUGAUGGCAACUUGUGGCCUCAGGACGGACUCCAGCAGACGCGAGUAAGCCGCGUGUUGCCGGAUACGCGUCAUGGUAAUGUGUCACUGAUACCGCUGCGUGGCAGUGAGAAUGAGAUGCGGAACAGCGUGGCAGCUUUCAGUCAAGACCCGCUUGCUCUCUUUAGAGAUGUUCGAUAAUAGUCACUGCAAGCAAGGGCUGACACCUCAGAUGACCUCUAAACAUUCCAGUGACAUCAUCAUUCCGUGACAGGAAAGGCCAGGAUGGUGGACACUCGUACUGUAUGUGGAUUAUGGCCUUCAACUGCCAUCUGCUCCUUUUUAAAAAAAAAAAAUAAAUAAAUAAAUAAAAUAAAAAAAAUAAAAUAAAUGACCUGGACCAAAAAAUAAACCGACAAACAGGAUUACAUGUCAAAUAUAACCUACACUGGUCUCCCUGCCCAAAACAAUUUUACUUGACUUGAUGUACAGUAGAAUCAGCUGGGAGCGGUGGCAUUUUAAAUCAAAGAGUGACAGUUUGAUGGACUACAAUCACUCGUCUGCGCCCAACGUUCCACUAUUUCCAUUGGUCAGUGGCAUGUGACUCAAUGGCUGCAUUGCUUUAUGGGUCGUAAGCAUGAAAGACAUGCUGCGAGAAGUCUUUUAUUUCUUUAAUGUCUUUUCUGAAACACGCGUUGAUUGAAGCAGCUGUCGGAGAGGUUGAUGAGAUGUGAAGAGACGUGUACAGGUGAGAGGGGAAGCACGUCUACCUUCUUCCAAGACUUUGGUUCUUUGUCACUGGAUCCUCAAAUAACUUGUCAUUUAGAUUUAGAUAAUGAGACGUGAGAGAUAAAAAAAACAAAAAACCAGGUUAUUCUAGGCACUAGCAUUGUGUGCUUAACAAUUAAAUAGAAGAUUGAAGUUUAUUGACUUGGCUGAAUCUGAUUUAUAAUUCUGUGAUGUUUUCAGCUCUCUUUCUGUACUAUUGCUCAAAGAAUUGUGGGGAUAAGCCUGCGGUUAAAAAUACAAUAAUUGCUAUUGUAAGCAAAGCUGAUGUCAUAGGAGACGGUGACCUGAUUCUGACCUGAGAGUUUGUUCCACAAGGGCCAAGACCGGGACUAAGAGGAAAAGCUGAAAAAUGACAGGUGAUGGAUCCAUGUCUGUUACUCUGCAGGACAUUUGCCUGCACUCCUUGGUCAGAGUUGCAUAUAUGCACAAGUGUGCAUACAGUAUGUGUGAAUAUGUGUACAGUAAGUGUGUUUGUGAGUGGGCAAGUUUUAACAUAAGACAUUGUGUCUUUUGGGAAAUGAAGGAACGAGCGAUAUGAGCUGAAGUCACAGUUUGGCUUUUGCCAAACACUGUUGGAAAAUGCAGUUAAAUAAGAGAAGCACUUCAUUCACUGUUUUCCCCUGUUCUGAAUCCCAUUAUAAACCAUAUUCCAAGCAAUGUGUUUUGCCCUGGCCGGAUCAGUAGUCUAAUCUUUUCUCGCUGUGCGCUCUCUUUCUGUCCCCAGCACUGUCUCCUCUCUGUAGGUCCUUUUCAGAACCCUGUGUUGCUUAGGUAAACAUUAUAUGUACAUACAUGGGCAGUUGUGUCAUUAACCAGCAGUAUUUAUGAAUUUUUAGAUUAUGAAUUAGUCACAUUGGAAUAAACACGUCUUUUUUUCUUUUUUUUUAGAAUUGUUGUAACAAUGCAUCAUUAUAGUUUGUUCAUCAAAACAGGGUGCAGAAGUUCCACUGAAACACCUGUAAGCACAAGAAACAAAUUAAAGUGCAUUAUAAUCUUCUUAAUUAUUUUUUUUCCACUUGGGUCCAAAUCUGUAUAUAUUUUGUCAGAAGGGGAGCCAUAAAACAAUCUGUAUUAACUGUAUUAACCUGUCAACAGUUGCCUUAGCAAGGGCAUUGAACUGCCCAGCAUCAGUGUUGCCUGUAGGUUUUCUCGGUUGUAAAGAUUUCUUAUUUAUUUGGACAGCAGAGGACGCUAGAUACUGUGCUGUAGAGAGCUCCACCUCUGCUGGUGAGACAUCAUGAUGUUAAGCUAAUUGUUUGUUUUUAAACACCUUUUUAAGGUGUGUGUGCGUGUCUUCCCUCUAGCACAGACCUCAGCAGGAGUCGAGAAAAGACUCCACUCUGUGUAGUAACAUAAAUACAUUAUAGAAAGUAUUCGUCCCCUUCAUGUACUUCAUAUUUGAUUGUUUUUAACAUUGAAUCACGGGAUGCGCCAUACAUACUUUAUUGACACUGAUCAUUAGAGAAUUAGGUACAAAUAUUAAUCCCAAAAUAAUUGUUUGCAUAGGUUUUCAGUCCUAUCAAAUCAAUUUCAGUUUCACCACAGGCCUAAUUCUGGACAUGGUGAUGUGUGAUAUUAAGCUUAGGACAAUCAUAGCGUUAAUUAUGUAACUAAAACUAACUAGCUAACUAAACCUCAUCAGACAGUAUAAUCUUACUCCACUUUGUUUCACAGUCUCCUGUAUACCUUCUGGCAGACAUUUUGAAGUUUGUGCCAUUUUUACAUAGUCAGCUUUUCUAGGCAGAUUUCCAAUUGUGUCAUUUUCUUAAAAAAAUUUCAAGAUGGAUCUUUCUGCACUUUUAGGGUAAUUUAGACCUGACCCUGAGGUAGAAGUUUGUAGAGAUAUAUUUAGUUUACAGUGAUCACUGUCCAAACCGUUGUAGCACAUCAGUUAUUCAAUGUAGUAAAACUAAAAAGUAUACAAGUCCAACGGUGUGGGGAAUACUUUUUAUAAGCAGUUUGUUCUAUCUCGGCCUCUUUACUUAUUCUGUUACUCUGCAUUUUACUAAUUUUGCAUCUCUGAAACUCUAAUAAACACAUUCAGCUAGU